This is a messenger RNA of Xiphias gladius (swordfish), 1938 nucleotides long. RefSeq names its product radial spoke head component 4A (gene rsph4a). The record is from RefSeq and is a predicted model, not a curated record. Gene Ontology annotation, cellular component: axoneme; radial spoke. Lineage: Eukaryota; Metazoa; Chordata; Actinopteri; Istiophoriformes; Xiphiidae. Gene Ontology annotation, biological process: cilium movement involved in cell motility; axoneme assembly; cilium assembly. The coding region runs from base 229 to 1791 and encodes 520 amino acids. The transcript is spliced from 7 exons.
GAACCUAGCACCCAUCUGUUACAGUAACGAUGGCAACAGGUGAAGUUUGGUUUCUACGCUGCCACUCUGGCUCCGUGACACCGUUAAUGCUAGUAUCAGCCGUUAAUGCUAGCUAACCACACGUCGGGGACGACGUUGGCCGUCUUGAAGCCACCGUCAGUCACUGACAGUCAGUGCGUGAGAAGAUAAAAGUUCAGAAACAAGUGAAACAAACGAAGCUGAGGAACAAUGGACUCCGCGGAUGGAAACCAAGACAGCAGUCAGUUGCGACUGCAGUCCGCUGCCGCGUUCAAGGCUUUCCUGUUGAAAAAGAGUGCGAAGAGCAACCUGAGCCUCUAUGACCACCUCUCCCGGUUGCUAAUCAAAGUGAUGGAUGAGCAUCCACAGGAUGUGGUGGAUGUGAUUGAGGAUUUAAGCCGUGAUGUGAAGCGGGGUUUAUUCGAAGACAAGGAAAGCACCCUACGAGACCUUCCACAGACUACAGCUGCUGAGCUGUUGGCUGAACAGCAACGGCUGCUGUUUUCUCGGCCAGAAGAAACUGACCAGGAGGAUGAACUGGUGGAAACACCUCUUCCUAAUGUGGGUGAGAUUGGCUUCUACCUGGAGCAAGCUGGCGUGGGCCUGGGCAGAGAGGAGAUGCAGAGGGUCUUUCUUGCACUCAAGCAGCUUGUUGAGUCACAGGCGCUGCUGCGCUGCCGACUGUGGGGCAAGAUUCUGGGAACAGAGAGCAGCUAUAUUGUUGCUGAAGCUGAUUACAGAGAGGGAGAGGACGAGGAAGAGCAAAUCAAUGACGAAGCAGCUGAGGAAGAUGAGAGAGAGGCUGAGACUCAGGAUAGCGAGGAGAAUGAGAUGGAUCCACAGCCUCAGUCGACCUAUAAACCCCCUGCAGUGGUGCCAAAGGAGGCCAUAGGAACAGGUGCUAACAAGUUUGUUUACUAUGUGUGCAAAGAGCCUGGUCUUCCUUGGGUAAAGCUCCCUUCAGUCAGUCCUGUACAGAUCACUAUUGCUCGCCAGAUCCGUAAAUUCUUCACUGGGAGGCUGGACGCACCAGUUAAGAGCUACCCGCCUUUUCCUGGGAAUGAAGCCAACUAUCUGAGAGCGCAGAUUGCUCGGAUCUCUGCUGGCACACAGGUCAGCCCACAGGGCUUCUUCCAAGCUGGGGAGGAGGAAGGUGAUGAGGAAGACGAGGCGACACGAGACAGCUAUGAGGUGAAUCCUGAUUUUGAAGGGGUUCCAGUUGCUGAGAUGGCUGAGUCUUUGUCCACCUGGGUGCAUCAUGUUCAGCACAUCUUGCAGCAGGGCCGCUGUACUUGGAUGAACCUGGCUGUGAAACCAGGAGAAGACUCUAAUGAGGACGGAGAGGCUGAGGAGAAGGAAGAGGAGCCGGAUGAGCCUGAGCCAGAAGUCGGGCCCCCUCUGCUCACUCCCCUGUCCCAAGAUGCAGAAAUAUUCAACACCCCUCCCUGGAGCUCCAAGAUGUCCUCCAUUCUCACUUCUCAGCAUGCAGUAGCUGUGCUGCGUUCUAACCUCUGGCCAGGGGCGUAUGCAUAUAGUUGUGGAAAGAAGUUUGAGAACAUAUAUGUUGGAUGGGGUCUGAAGUAUGCAGGGGAAGGGUACAGCCCACCCGCCCCCCCACUACCACAGAAAGAAUAUCCCAGCGGACCAGAAAUCACAGAGGCCCUGGACCCUUCACUGGAGGAGGAGCAGGCCCUGAAGGAAGCUUUUGAGGAGCUGCAAGCUGCCCAGGAGGAGAUGGAGGACACAGAUGAAGAGGAGGAAGACGAUGAUUGAGAAAUCAUUUACAGAUUUUAAAAUUCUAACUUUGAUCUUUCAAGUAUUUGUAAAUCAGUGACCAAAUAAAUCAGUUUACUCACUCAGCAAAAUGGCUGGAUAUUGUGAAUUCAGGUAAAUACCGUUCAAUAUUUGAAGAGGGCAGUA